Messenger RNA from Exaiptasia diaphana, 9871 nucleotides. RefSeq names its product centrosome-associated protein 350. Gene Ontology annotation, molecular function: microtubule binding. Gene Ontology annotation, cellular component: centrosome. Lineage: Eukaryota; Metazoa; Cnidaria; Anthozoa; Actiniaria; Aiptasiidae. The record is from RefSeq and is a predicted model, not a curated record. Gene Ontology annotation, biological process: microtubule anchoring.
CAAUUCGGGGAAAACAAAUAAAUGGCGGGCGUAUGGAAAUGACCAACGAAGAAUGUCACCGAAAAUAACGAUGAUUUUCCUCUAAUUUACAAAGAUAAAAUUUAUGCACAAACGUUGGCAAAUUGGUUUGUUGUGCUCGAUGAAGGCUGUCCCGACAACAGGUCAUGGCUUCUUAUGAUUCCUUCCGUGUCCGCCGGUCCGUAGAUCCCAAACCAAUCCACUAUGGGUCUUUUGCCAGAGAAUCAAGAAAUACAUCUUCACUAAACGAUCUCGAUGCUGCUUGGGAAAAUGUCGAUGAGGCUAGAUCAGCGCUACAAGCUGUUGAAGCCCGCAUCCAAGAAGCAAACUUUGGACUCAGAAACAGGAGAACACAAGAACCAAAUCUUAACGAACCUUCCGUAAGAGAAGUGUUCUCACAARACCAACGGCUUGGCCGUGUAUCAAGAUAUGAACUGCGACCAACAGUUAAUGAACUUCAGUAUCCCAGGGAAAGUGAACGUUCACCUCGACAAGUCUCAUCAACUAGAAAAAUAACUYCUAACAGUUAUACAACAUCCUACUCCAAGUAUGGAGGAUCUAUAGAUUCCACCAGACAGCACUCGCCGCCAAGUCGAGAUAGGACAAUAUCUCCUGCUUAUAUUAAUGAUACUAUCAAUAACUCAGAAGAAAAUGACUUGAGUUUGCAAAGAAAUCUAGAUUUUAAUAGAACAAGAGAUGUUGAUAAACCAUCCAGAGUUUUUGACUCUUCAAGUUUUGAUGAUAAUACUGAAGYUUCAAGUGUGAAAAGAAAAAAGCURAAUGGACUCAARCCUCUAUCACCUUUGUCUUCUAUUUCCGAUAAAUCAGAUGCUCUGGCAAGACUCAAAGAACGAAUACAGAAGCAAAAGGAGAGKACUCCUGUCCCAAAACAAAAAGAAAACRAAGAUUGUAAUUUGUCUUCUCCAGCUGUGGUUAAUAAGAUUCAAUCAAGCUUUGAAGAAAGACCAGUCAUUAUGGAGAAGGAAGAGUCUUUUGUUAAACCAGUUUGUAAACGAAAAGUUGUGRYAGCYCCUCCUCYAACUGGAUACAAAGGUUUUAGUAUUCCCAACACAGYCCCAGUUUCAUCUAAAGAAAAGGACAGCAGACCCCAGUCAAGGGAUAGUUCCUAUGCCCCAUCAACUAAAGCUGGCCAGAAACGAUCGUCUGUUCCUCAAAAACCAAAUCAAAGUACCAAUGGGAAAACAUCAAAAGGUGGUGUAAAAAUGAGRCGAAUCACAGCCCCAAGAGCACCCAUGGACUUUAUAACRCCAUACUCCUGGCGUACAGGCAUGGAAACAGUCAAAAAAGUCCUUGGUCCCUCAAAUACAAGACCRAAAUCAUCAGCAUCUAGCAGACCACAGUCUACUKUAAGCCAGGAUACCACCUCMACGAUAAGCAGAAUGGGAAUUAGAGAAUGGGRGGAUGAAAAGAGAGAUGAAAAUGAGAAAAAAAGUGCACACGAAGAGAAACCRGUCAAASCAGAAGAAAACGGGUUUGCAGAYGACACWGMRUUAUCAGAGGGACUUUUGUCCGAAGGGGUGCUGUCAGAAGAUGCUAAAAAUGUUUUAUCUGAUUUGGACUUGGAUAGUGACAAAAGUGAUGAUGAAGAAGAAAAGUUAAAGAAAUCCAAACCAAAACAAGAGAGAAUAGCCACUAAGAAUGCUCCAAAAWUGAAAUCUCCUCCAACUAAGAAAAGUAAGACUUUUAUCAAGAAAAAGAUGCCACCAAAGCAAAAAUCUCCAGAUACCAUGCCUCCAAAUUCAAUGAUACAACGCAAUUAUGAUGUGGACAAAGUGAAGAAAUACAUGGAAAAGAAGAUUAAAGACAGAAAACAGAAGCUGCGAGAAGAAAAGAAGAUGAAACAGGACGCAGUAGAUGGUCGUAAAAAGAGGCUUGAGACCCUGUAUAACAAACAGAAAAGGAUCCUGGCUACUAACUUGAAUCAAAAUAGUUCUAAAUGCAAGUUGGGAGAGACUCACUCUGUUAUUCCUGGACAUUUUACUUUUCAACAUCAACAGAUUGGUUAUCUUCCUGAGUUUUUCUCACAUGAAAGUGAAUCAGAAAAAGAUGGAACAGAUGUAGCCUCAUUCAAUGGUCUCCCCACCCCUUCCCCCAGAGGUCAUCAAAUGUCAUCUUCAAAUGAUCAUCAUUCCGAUGAAAUCAGUGAUGCUUCUAGUGAUUUAUCACUGCAGUCUUUGAAUGAAAGUCACAGUAGAUUACCAAAUACAAAUAAAGAGGAAGAGCCUGAUAAUCAAGACGAUAUUACUUUAACUCCUGGAGAAAGCAGUUAUAMUGAGAGCAGGGCAUUGAAUGGAGAAAUGGGAAGASAUGAAAGGGAGGAAGAAAUAGCAUAUCCAAGAAUUCCAAUGCCAGGCAAUCCAAUUCAACUCUCCAGUAGAACAAAUAGAAUUGAGGCAUUGAAGAAUACAGCUGCCGAUUUGAAGAACAGACUAGARCAAGAGGCCAGAAGACUUGGYUUAACCAUGCUUGAAAARGCAGAGGUUGAAYCACCAUUGSCAUCUAAAGGAGUKRCAUURAAGGAGCCAGAUGUYUUCAGAGGAAACUUGCCAGGUGUGAGCAACCUUCAUGAACAAGCAGAGUUGAAUGACACACUGGAAAGUAUGAACUCAGCAGCUACCAGAAUACAGGCAGUUUAUCGUGGCUACAGCACUAGACAAGGACUAAACUGGAGGCUCCCCUCAGGACAGACACUUGGUGGRAUUAUCCGUAAUGCUCCCAGACGGACACCUGUAGAAGGACGAGCAGAAUCCAUUCCUCUCUACCUUGCUUCAGACACAUCUAGUGACAGUCACUUAUCUGAYGUGGAGACAGCUUACAGUCAUGAGUCAGAYAGGAGCUUGCUUUCAAGAAAUAGAAAGCCUGGAAGCAUGUUAGAAAGCAGGUCUUCAACAGCUUCACAUAGACUCCAAACCAAAGGUCCAGCAAGUACUUCAUUCUCCAAUGGACAUUACCGGCCGUCAACAACACUGGGAAAGACUUUAACAGAGACAAAAGGAGACAGGAUGAGCGUGAUAAACAUUUAUCUGAGGAACCUUUCAAGUCUGAGGCAAGGUCAAGAAGACCGAUUUCUUGAUUCAGAGAAAAAAGGCGARGWUAAUGACACCGGAAGUCUGUACUCUGAUGACUUCAACCUUGAUAAAUCAAGCGGUCCAGCAAGCCUUAUCCAUGAUGAUGAAGAUCUCAAAGAUGGCUCUMUUGACUUGGAUAAAACCUUAGUUAAGGAAUCCCCUCUCAGGGAAUCCCCACUUAGGGAAUCCCCACCCAGGGAAUCCCCACUCAGAGAUAGUAUCGACAUUGAACAAAACCUUGAAAACCAUUSGGGAAGCUCUCGCGGUAGUCCAACCGAGUCCCUUUCACUAUCACAGACUGAUACCGAGUAUUCGCCAAUACGRCCUUCAGAGAGAUCACCAUCGCCAACUUAUGAUGUAAGGGGCAGAAGCACCCAUCCUGGAGAGCCAACAAGCCGCUAUCACCCUCCUCUAUAUUACCCAAGUCAUCAGGGGGGAGAUCGCAUGUCUCCAGGAUCACUGGAUCAGCGAAUGCUCGCUGAAUUAAAUAGACUUGAGUUUAUGGAGGAAUCAGUCAGACAGUUGACCGAUAUUGAAAGGACYAAUGCAGUGUCUCUUGCGCAACAAGAAACAGUUUCACUUGCACAGAUCCUUAAGGCCAAGCAAGCUGCCUAUGCCAAGGAAAUGGAAGCACUUCAAAUCAAGGCUCAAAAAGAAAAACUAGACGCUGCGCGUGAACUGGACGAGGCCAGGUAUUCAGCAAAGAAAUCAACACUCGAUGCUCAAGAAGCCGUCGCCAAGGUGAAAGCAGAGGCUGCCGAUAAUAUUGUACAGUCAGCUGAUAGACUAGUUAAGGCUCAGACUGAAGCAGCUCGUGUGACGACUGACUCUGCGAAGAAAGUCGAAGAGGCUCGCAAUGAGGCUGCAAGGACUCUUCUAGCAGCUGCCAAUCACCAAGUCACUGACGUUCGUGAAGUAGCAUCGUCCGCCGCUAGUGCAGCCGCGCAAGAGGCUGUUCGAACAACUUUGGAACAAUUCCGUCAAGAACUACGACCAUCUAGAAAAUACGAUACUUCUCACUCUACYCCUGACAGUCGGUCUCGUGGUAGUUACUCACGUGACAGUUAUAGUGACGAGCGGUCACCYAGCUAUAGCCGAUCCAGGUCCUCACGGAUUGCUAGUGAGAAAGAGUCUGGUGCGAGUAAAGCYGCUGAUGGCGGUGGAUACACGAGUGAUGAGUUUGAGUCGUUCAAGGAGUCAGAGACAGCAAAAAGCGUCCGUACAGCUUCUCCUGAUCGUACUUAUGUCUCCAAUCAUGACUCGCUCGUUCAAGAGCGAGAACGGUCUGGUACCAAGAGUAGUGAAAGCAUAGCAGAAGAGGUUGAUGCUAGUGUUAGCGAGGGUAGCAUUGCAUCUGAUUCCAUCAUCGCUAAUAAAUCAAUCGAAGAAGCAGUGGAUGAUCGCAAAGACCAAACAAAUCCCGAGUAUUCAAUGACGUUUGAGGAAUCGAUGGUGUCAUCCCGUAACGUAACCGAUGAUGAAAUGGAUUAUAGGUUGAUUUUACCAUCUGAAGGACACAGACGACGCAGCAUCGGCAAGACACAACGUAGUGGAAGUGUUUGCUCUGAUGCUGUUUCCUAUUCCUCGGAUGAAAACCUUGACAAGCACUCUGAGUCAGCACACGAGAAGAACACUCCUUUCUCCGGCGAAGACUCUUUCAGUAAGUUCACCGCUGACAUGGUGAAACUGAUGAGGGAAGAAGAAGUUCGCGCCAAGCACUUGGAAGCUCUACUGCACCUGCGCGAAAAGGCUUUGAAAGAAAACACAAAGGCAGAGAUGGAAUGGCUCGAGUUACARAAGAAACAAAUGCGAGACAAAGGCGCCGAUGACGCAAUGCCAUUCAUUAAAAAACGUCAGCGUGACGUYAUCAAGCGACUGAAAACUGAGAAGGCUGAGAUCAAGUACCUCAUGGCUGCUCACAGGGCUGCAMGRUACGAUAGAAGGCURAUGAUGAUGAAUCAAGAAGAAAUUACUCGCCUUCGCCGCAGCACCCACAAAAUACGCGGGAAAGUACGYGAGGAGGAAGGGUCACGUGACAAGRCAAAAAGCGACGUACAAGAAGACAUAAGCAGUCCUCAAACUCGACGUUCAACCCCACUCUCGACUGGCCGACCACAAGACGAAUCCCCAUCGAAGUCCACAACUGUACCCGAAGAAAUUUCCGCUAUCGACUCGCCAACGGCUGACACUUCGUUUCCGACGUACGAAAACGAGUCGACGAUUAGCGAAAGGGCUCGGAAGAGGUCGCUUUCCGAAGGUGAGAGCGACGAUGGURCAGCGAGCGGGUCUGCUACAAGGUCCAAAGGGUCACCGUCUACAAGUGAUUCAAUAGUGAUGCAGCAACUUAAAAAGCUCAAGAGUCAAUCAAGCGAAAGAUAUCUUACCCAGCGCGAACAAAAGUUGAUGCGAAGGAAGCACGAGGGCGAAGACCUCUCGGAUCGUAAACUCAUCGAGUGGGAACGACGUCUCGACGAGGAAGAUGACAAACGAAACGACAAAAAUCGCGUCAAAUCAAAACGAGCUGUCAAGGCCACUCAGAAUAGAUUAAAAGAAGAAGACCUGGCCGCUAUGGCCCCUGGCAGAUCAAGGGAAGGCUCCAUCCCAGAGGUGGAUUAUAUUUCCAAGGAUUUCUCAGAAGCGUCUGAUCACAGCGAUGUAGAGUCCCGUGUCCGUGAGCUGAGAGAACAGUUACAGCAGCGCGAACAGGAAGUGAGGCGACUUCAGCUGUUGAAAGAAUCUUACAGCAAACCAAAGAAAAUCUCGAGCGACCUUCUACAACAAGUAAACCAGAGGCAGCCGUCACUAAUCAACCCCCUGCUGUCAAAACAAGCAGUGAAACCAUUCCCGACAAAUUAUCCCUCAUCGAAAGCACAGCAACCCAGUCGCGACCCUUCACUAGUAGGGAUCCAUCCACGAUUAAAGAGGAAGCAACUGAAAAACUCCGAGCRUCGCCUAGCAACAGCUCGAUUUCAGAAAAGUUSAGCCUAAUGAAGAGUACUCCCGAAGAACAAUCUACAUCUGACAGCAAACAGACAAAGAAGUCGUCUUUUAGUGAUGGCCCCUUCAAAGGCCUUAACGUAGUUCUUGACUUGGACUUUAGUUCAAAGGAUCAAGGUCAAGGUGACAAGGAGCCGCAGUCGAUCAGCGAAGUCAAGGAUUUAGAUAUUAGUGAUCGCUCGGGAGUUUUCGAUAAAGAGGACGACUAUACGCCAUUCUCACAGUCUGAAGAGAUUAAGGAUAUUGCACCGACACCAGAAGAUAUCAGCCAAGCUAGUGAGAUUCAAACAAUUUCAGAAAGGUCUGGGAUCGAAGAGUUGAGUCGGUCUCCGUCUCUACAAUCACCAGAGAUUCAAUCAAAGAGRUCAGGGGUAGAAUCCCAAAAUUCUUUAAGAGAACUCUCCGAAAAGCAACCUUCUGAAGAAGAUUCUAUUUCUGAAGCUAUUUCUGCUAGAUCGUCCAAGAGAUCUGGGACACAAUCGAUAUCUGAAGCUAUUUCUGCUCGAUCGUCCAAGAGAUCUGGGACAGAAUCGAUAUCUGAAGCUCUUUCACUAAGAUCAGCACAGAGGUCUAAAUCGGAAUCUGUACCAGAAUCUCUCGCUACCAAAUCGAAGUCAGAGGAGGKGUUGGGUAGUCGCUCRAAAUCUCCAGUAAAUGAWUACAGCAACACGUUUGAAAGCGAACAAAACMAAGAUGAAACUGACGAUGACAUUAGUGAGCAAAUUAUCGAAGAAGAAGAAGAAAAUSGUCUGCCAACUAAAGAUGCKUYACCCAARUCUUACACGCCUGACUUUGAACAGUCAGAAUCUAAUAUUCCGAGUAAUUUAGAAAUCAARGACAGAUCUGCCAAUAAUACAAGUUUGUAUUCUCAAGAUUUCGAAGCACCGUCUUCAUAUGACAAGCUCGAACAACCUUCUUUAGAAAAAAGCGUUSRGGAUGGACAACCUGAGGAGGGUAAUGAACCCGAAGYGUUGACCCAACAUCGUCUUAGCCAGGCCACAGAUGAGGAGAGUAUCGCUGAAGAAAUCCCAGAGGAAGAAAAUAAAUCUGCAUCUCUUAGUGAAUCUAACCACGAGGCUGGACCUCUUGAUGAAGACAAAGAUGUUCCAAACAUUUCAAGUAGCAAAGAUAUAUCACAUGAAGAGAAUUACAGUCAGUACUCCCAGGAUUUCGAAUCUCCCUCUUCGCCAAAAGUAAGUAACAGUCUUUCUAAAGGGGAAGAGCUCGGACAGAAAUCUGAUGGACAGGUUCCUCAGCUAGGCGACGCAUCCGGAGAAAAAAGUAUUUCUGAAGAAAUACCAGAAGAUCAAGUAUCGGUAGAAUCUGGUUCUCUUAGUGAAGCAAGUGAUGAAACAACACCACGCUUCUCCCUCAGAGAGCAAAGAAGUAUUGACAAAAAUAAAUCAGUCAAUUUAUCUGAGGCUGAAAAACUAUCCGGGAAAUUGUCAUUGGAAGAGAAAGAUCAAAGUCAGUAUUCUCAAGAUUUUGAAUCACCAUCAUCUCAUCAAAAAAGUAAACAGUCAUCUGCCGAAGAAAAGCUCGGCGAGGCAGGCAGGGAUAAGGAACACAAACCUGAAUCAGAUGUGAUUUCGCCUCAACKUCGCCUCAGUGAUGCUACAGACGACGAGAGUGUUGCAGAAGAACUUCCCGAAGAGCAACAUUCGUUAGAGUCCGGUCACCUAAGCGAUGAUGAKAAACACUCUCAAUUUUUGGUUGGAGUACCCACAGAACAAUUACCAGAAMUUGACGCUUCRUCGCCGUCAAAGUCCGAGAAAGACAUUUCUUCGAACAAAGACGUGGAUGAAGAAGCKKUACCGACGAAGCCGUUUGUAGAUAAAGAUGAAUUUCGAAGACAACAAGCAGAUAAAAUUGCCCUUGAUCUUUCUAGCACAUUAGUUAGUGACGCUGUGACUUGUAUAUCAAGUKUAUAUGAGGACCAUAARSUGAAAGGGACUGCUACACCACAAUCUGAUGAAAAAACARCUCAAUCUAGUAAACCUGAUUCUUUAGUUGAUCCCAAGCUAGAUUCCGACAAAGAAGAUUCAAUCAACGARUGGGGCAAGCCACCCGAAGAAGGCUUCGAGGUUUCGGAGGGUGAAGAUUUGUCAAUAUCGGAGAGACUUUCCUUUACUGACGACGAGGUCUCAUUACCCAUGCUUGACUUGAAACCAUUGGRUACGGGGUCACACAAGGACAAGGUAGUGAGUCCUGUUCAAGCCAUCGAAGAAAAGGAAUCACAKMAACCGGAGAUCGAUAAAAAGGCAGAAAACGAACAAGUUUUAAAAGAUCUUUCUGAAAAUCUUCUCAAAGAAGCUGCAUCGAAGAUGAUCUCGCURAUGCGUCAAAAACAGGCAAAGCUGAAAACAUUGGAACAAACCCAAAAGGUCGACAAAAAGGAACUUCCCAGCAGUCCUCCGCCUUACAGCCCUGAACUGAGUCCACGAGGUUUUGACAAGUUUAUGGCAGUUAUGAAACAGUCCAGUCCACCAGGAAGUCCGACAAAGGACGGAGGUCCGAUUGACAGUAUUGAACUAACAGACAAACUCUCUCAGUUGAAAUUAUUACAUGAUGAAAUAGGAUCACACUUGGGUGAUGAUGAUGAUGAUGACGAUGAUUUYGUUAUAAACGCGAAUAAACCACUAGAGUUACCUACGGAUAAAGAAGAGUAUGGACCGCCUAGCGGGCAAACUAUUCCACUUGUUGUUCCUCAUAACUCCGAUGACGUCAUUCCCAUAGUUAGCACCUCUUUAGCAACAUUUUAUCAGCGUAGAAAAUCCGGGGGGUCACUUACUAGCGUCACACCACCCCCGGAAUUUUCCGAAUCAAACGUGGACGAGAGUGAUCCUGAUUCAAAAGUCAAACAGUCGUAUCGACGAAUGAUUUUCGACAUAACCGGAGAAGUUUUUCGUGAUGUUUUGAACGAAGAGUCUCCCGCAGACAGACCAUCGUGGAUGAAGCCGCGACGGCGACGUAAAAACCGUUUCUAUCAUACUCUUUCUCCCGUAACGGACGAACAUGACUAUCUUCCUAUUGUCCAACAACGAGUGCUGGAUUUAGUUGGCUUGGGCAGUGAACGACCUAACAUAGACACUUUACGGCGGAAAACACCAUUAAAACUAGGGAAAAAAGACUUUGUAGACGCCGUUUUAAUACAAGAGCUACGAGAAGAGGAGCCACAAUGGAUCGACUACGACGACGAUGAAUUGGCGGUGAAAUUCCAAGUCGCGGACGCUAUCUUCGAGUCUUUAAUGUCAGAGACUAUAAUGGUCUUAAACGCAGUCCAACGGCGUAAAGAAUCAAUGAGCGACGUUGCUUGAUAACAAUAGGGAACGCAAUAUGAUUGCGUCAAAUCCUCCUCCUCGAAUCAACACAAUCCGGAAUAUCGUCACGCUAUGUUGCGUGACAUAUGUAAAUUUUCCCAAAUACGUCACGUUGACCGUCACGAUACACAAUUUCUGCAGAUGUCAAAUAGUUAUUGGAAAAAGCAAAAAGACGUGAAUUCUAGAAAGAACAGAACAAGUUUAUUGUAUUUAUUUGAAAGUUUUUCAUAUAGAGAAUCUGGAAGUAGAAGUUUUUAAACRAUAAUGGUUGUUGAAGUGUUCCUGUGCAUUAAGGAAUUUCUCCGCAAAAUGAAAUAUKUUUUGGGUUAUUGUAAAUUAUGGUGAAAUAAUUUGGCUGUAAAUAGAGUAAAAUAUUUUUUUCAUUUUUACAACAAAAUUGCAAAAAAUGUUAUAACUUGGAAUAAAAAAAAUGUUUUUUCUUAUUAA